Molecule: messenger RNA, 1017 nt
Organism: Daldinia vernicosa
Lineage: Eukaryota; Fungi; Ascomycota; Sordariomycetes; Xylariales; Hypoxylaceae
Exons: 2
Coding region: 67-366 (99 amino acids)
Source: RefSeq, a predicted model, not a curated record
UUCGGUAUUAGCGUCGGGGGCCACGAAAAUAGCACUUCACGGGCGUGGACGGUCGUAUCACUCUACAUGCACGGUAUAGUAGAUAAACCUGGUGCCGUUCAAGCGCUCAGAAACCUCGAGUAUGAUAUCAAUAGCAAACUCCGGCUAGACCAGCGACCAGAAAGACUGGAGUUCUACCUUGAGGACGACUCUCCUAGCAAUGCCUAUCGGGCGAAAUCUCACAGGGUAGAGGGCACGCUCUGCGCGAGAGAUGCUGUCCGGCAGAUGGGAGUGGUGGAGCCUACGGACGGCGAAAGGACGCGCCCGGGAACACCUCGACAGGAUAUAGUAGAAGCGACGAAGCAUGUUGUCGAAGUUGAGCUAUAGAAAUAUAGAAACCAGAGGGGUUGGAAAUGAGAGGCGGGAGAUCAGCGAUCAGCGAUUAGCGAUUGGUGACUAGUUGUAUAUACGUAGGCGUAUUCAAUUAUCUGUUAGCCGCCUACUCUAUUAGGAAGGCCGUCUAAUACCACGUGUGACGUUUGGUUGCUUCCAAUUGCUCGGGCUGUACGGUGGUGAUAAGAGGCGUUCGUAGUGUCAUCGUAGUGUCAUCUCGGUGAGUUCCGUAACGUAUUAUGGUAGUAGUGCAUCUAUAGCCUACAUCCUCCCCUGCAUUCCUUUGCAUGCAUAUAAGUAAGCCGGCAAGCAUAAUCCGAAUUGUAUUUAAACCCCCAUGUCUUACCCGACUCUUCGGGAUAGGUAUAAGAUCUUGCUUGGCUGUUCUAUUCUUGAUCGCCAAGAAAGAAAUCGACACACCCCUUUAAUAGUUGCACUGCCGACUUUCCAAGAUGCCCCCCGUCAACUCGGCCGUUGUACUAGGGGUCCUGGGUCUCAUCCGUAAUGCUGUGGCAUGCUCCGGUUGUUCGGGCUCGGUAGGUCACGUCGUCGAACACGUCCGACAUGUGAAGCGUAUGCAGCCCGAUGCGAUAAAUGCUACCUACGGACCCACGAGGGCUCUAGAGUGGGGCCAACUGAACUUCC